AUGAAAAUGCUCCGGUUUCGCAGCCCCAGCAUCCGCUCCUUGGACCAGGAGGUCCUCUGCACGAUCCGGUUACUGGACGACUCCGAGAUCUCCUGCAGCAUCCAGAGAGACACCAAAGGCCAAUUCCUGUUGGAUCAUGUGUGUAACCACUACAACCUACUCGAGAAAGACUACUUUGGUAUUCGAUAUGUGGAUCCUGAGAAACAGAGGCACUGGCUGGAGCCCAAUAAGCCUGUGGUGAGGCAAAUGAAGUCAGCCGAGCAGCCCUUCACUAUGUGCUUCCGGGUCAAGUUUUAUCCCCACGAGCCGAUGAAAAUCAAGGAGGAGCUCACGAGGUAUCUCCUGUACCUCCAGCUGAAGAGAGAUAUCUACCAUGGCCGUCUCCUCUGUCCCUUCGCUGAAGCUGCCUAUCUGGGUGCCUGCAUCAUACAGGCUGAGCUUGGGGACUAUGACCCAGAGGAGCACCCAUCAGACUACAUCAGAGACUUCAAACUGUUCCCUAAACAAUCCCUCAAACUGGAGAGGAAGAUUAUGGAAAUACACAAGAACGAGCUUAGGGGCCAGUGUGCUGCGAUGGCUGAGUUAAACAUGCUCCAAAGGUCUCACUCCCUAGAAACAUAUGGAGUGGACCCUCACCCAUGCAAGGAUUUUACAGGCUCCACAGCUUUUCUUGGGUUCACAGCCACAGGUUUUGUGGUCUUCCAGGGAAACAAGAGGAUCCACCUCCUGAAAUGGGCUGACGUCAGCAAGCUGAAGUUCGAAGGGAAGACCUUUUACGUCAUCGGGAUUCAGAAAGAGAUCUCCUUAACAGGCAGGAUUCACUGUAACAGGAUGAAGAAACUGGUGUUGACAUUUCACACCUCAACCCCUGCAGCGUGCAAGCACUUAUGGAAGUGCGGGGUGGAGAACCAGGCCUUUUACAAGUGUGCAAAGUCGAGUCAGAUAAAGACUGUUUCUAGCAGCAACAUCUUCUUCAAAGGGAGCAGGUUCAGAUACAGUGGAAGAGUAGCCAAAGAGGUGAUUGAAGCCAGCUCUAAGAUUCAGAGAGAGCCGCCUGAUGUGUGCAGAGCCCAGUUUGGUCAGAGUCGAAGCUUUAACUCUCUGAGCCAUAAAAACCUCAUCAUGAACAUGGAGCCGCUGGUACCUGCACUGCCCUCCACCAACGAAUAUGAAGAGACGGCCACAGAUAAUGGUGUUGUGGCUGUUAAGGACUCGGUCCCCUUGUCUCCUCUCAAACCUUCAGCCACUCCCACAGACACAGAGCAACAAAGUAACGAAGGAGCAAAACCCACCUUGAGCAAUGACCUGCAGCCUCCCCGUGUUUCCAUGGAAACCUCAAAUCUCCGACCUCAAACACCCAAAGCUGAAGAUGAAAUGGAGGAAGAUGACGAGUCCAGUGGGCCACUCACCAUCUCGGAGCUUGUCUACAGCCCCUGUGCCAGUAUGCUGCCCACCCCAGUGGAAGACAGUCAGGGAGGUGUCGACUUGCUGUUUUCCUCCCCGGUCCAGAGCCCUGCCAGACUGCUGAGGGAACUCCAUGCCGACCCCGACAUUCAGGCCCAGCUGGAGGCCGAGAGGGAGCGUGACCGGGAGUACGAGCGCACUAGGCUGGCCACUAGAAGUCACAUGGGUGGAGUCCUGACCAGCAGCCUGCGCCUGCUGUCGUCCAACGAGAGAGUCAACGCCUGUGUGCUGAGCGUGGCCCGCUUUGUUGCUGUGGUAAUGGGUGUCCUGUUUGUCACUGUGCCCACAUUGCUGCUAUUGCUGGAGUCAGACAUCGAUGUGUCGUUCCUCCACGAGAUCCGCCAGACGCCAGAGUUUGAGCAGUUUCACUACGAGUAUUACUGCCCUCUCCGGCGUUGGAUCUUGUGUAAGAUCAGCAUGGCCAUGGAGAACCUCUGGUCAGACUGA
Scomber scombrus (Atlantic mackerel) is the source of this 1911-nucleotide messenger RNA. It is a transcript of the gene frmd3, whose product is annotated as FERM domain containing 3. NCBI's taxonomy places the organism in Eukaryota, Metazoa, Chordata, Actinopteri, Scombriformes, Scombridae. Bases 1 to 1911 code for a protein of 636 amino acids. Gene Ontology annotation, molecular function: cytoskeletal protein binding. The transcript is spliced from 16 exons. Gene Ontology annotation, cellular component: cytoskeleton. The record is from RefSeq and is a predicted model, not a curated record.